Molecule: messenger RNA, 2807 nt
Organism: Hypoxylon fragiforme
Lineage: Eukaryota; Fungi; Ascomycota; Sordariomycetes; Xylariales; Hypoxylaceae
Product: PAP2-domain-containing protein
Exons: 4
Coding region: 688-2421 (577 amino acids)
Cellular component (GO): endoplasmic reticulum membrane
Molecular function (GO): sphingosine-1-phosphate phosphatase activity
Source: RefSeq, a predicted model, not a curated record
CUACUUUUUAAUCUUUUUUAAUAACUUAUUUCAAUGCUGCUACAUGCUUCCAUUGAAUAAAUACAACUCACCAUGUAAUAUUUGUUAUACAUACAUACUAGUUGUCGAGUAGUAUGAACGAAUACACGAGAUACGAUACGACACCGAACGAACAUACAUAGUUAAUCCUAACGAGACGCCAAAAGAUUAAAUAUGCUUUAAUAAUUCAAGAAACUCAAAAUAGCAAAAAAAUCAAAAUAAACAUUAGGUGGCCUCCAAACGAAGACAAUAAUCAGUAGAAGCGGAAAAAGAACUACAAGAACUAUAUAAUAUCCCUACCUACUUUACAUAGCACGACGCGCGAUUGUUUGUGGCUGAGAGCAAGGUUGAUCGAUCGAUUGAAUCCUACUUACUCUUCUCCUCUUCCUUCUCUUACUCUCGCCAUUACUUACUCACUUCAUUGGAUGCCUCAAUUACUCUCUUACCCUUCUCUAUUUUUAUUAUUCGCCCAAUUCAUGCUCCCGUCGUGAAUCACAGCUACGAUUGCGGACACCUAAACAGCCGUAUAGUUUCGAUGCGCCGCUAUUCGAACAACCUACCACGAUCCACCACUCGAACAAUCGACCCUCUUGGGAUUGGAUCACCACCAGCCACGCACCGCUUGUUUACGUUACCAUCCCGAAACAAAAGGACAGACCCCCGUAUCCGAUGAAUUCCAGCGAAACCCACGCCAAUGGCGGCGCGGGGCUUGAGAAGACGAUGGGGGUUCCUGAGGAGAAACCCCCGGUGAUCGACGCCGGAUUGCGGAGUUUGGAUCAUUACAAGCGCGCCCUUCCAAAAUGGCGCUACGACUUGCGACAACGAGCACUUCCCCUCGUCAGAUGGGAAACACCGUACCUAGCAUGGCUGCAGGCUACUUUGCGCUCCCACCCGCUCGAUAGCUAUUUCGCCAUCACGGCCAACCUCGGCACACAUACGUUCUUUAUGAUUGGGUUACCUAUCUUGUUCUGGUGCGGGAAUGCCUCUUUUGGAAAAGGAAUCGUACAUAUUCUUGCUACCGGUGUCUUCUUCACUGGGUUUGUAAAAGACUUUUUCUCCUUACCGCGACCAUUAUCACCACCCCUCCACCGAAUCACCAUGUCCGGCUCCGCAGCGCUCGAGUACGGCUUCCCCUCGACGCAUUCUGCGAACGCUGUCUCAGUCGCGGUAUAUGCCCUCUUAUGCCUAAGGUCACCCGAGAAUUCGUUUCAACCUAGCACUCAAUCUGCUCUCGAAGCACUAGCCUACUUUUAUGCGAUUAGCAUUGUCUUCGGUCGCCUCUACUGCGGUAUGCAUGGCUUCGUCGACGUUAUCGUGGGGUCCAUUAUGGGUGCCAUUAUCUCCCUCGUUGAGUUCCAUUAUGGGCCCACUUUAAAUUCGUAUCUCCUAGAAAAUGGCUGGACAAGCCUCUGUAAUCUGUUACUAGUUAUCAUUAUUCUUAUUAGGAUUCAUCCGGAGCCCGCGGACGACUGUCCCUGCUUCGAUGACAGUGUUGCAUUCGCAGGCGUCAUGAUGGGUCUCGAGAUCGGCACGUGGCGCUUCGGCCGUUCGUCAUGGGCCGAUAUUCCUUUUGACCUACAAGCACUAGGCUGGCCCGCAGUAAUCCUACGGAUCUUAUUCGGGGUUCUCGUCAUUUUCGCUUGGCGCGAGAUAGCUAAACCCUCGCUACUGCGCGGCCUACCGCAUCUAUUCCGCCUUAUCGAAGAUAAGGGUCUUGAUCUACCGCGCCGGUUCUUCAUGCCGGCUUCCGAGUACAAAAACAUCCCCCUCCGUUUGCGCGUUGACAACGUCAUGCCUAACGUCAGCGACUUGCCAAACCUCAUUACGGCUGUCCGUUACCCGGGCCGCGGUAGGUCCGUGAGUGUGGGGCCGCAGAGCGCGGCAGAUGCGUACGAGACCCUAGCAUACCGCGAGCGCAGGCGCCGUGAGAGCGUUGAUAGUACCUCGGGCAUGCAGAUUAAAGAGACCGUGGAGAAUAUUCAAGGCACAGGUGAUGACACUAACGGCACGCAUAACCCUAUUAAUAGCAACAACCAUAACAGCCCUAGCAAUACCAACCAUACCACAGCAAGGAGCUCGGCUGUGAACCACCCCCGGCCGAGCGACUUUGAGAAGAUGAUGGGCGAGGGUAUCGUCAUAGUCUCUCCAGCACAAGAAACGGGUGAUGAGAAGAAAGGCAGAGACGCGGAAGAACCAGAACCGGACGUAUAUAUUGGGCAGCAUGACGAGCUGGGUGAGAAGGAGGUCUUCUCAAAACUAAUAAAGCCGCGCGUGCGGUAUGAUGUUGAGGUGGUUACGAAGCUUGUUGUUUAUGCUGGCAUCGGCUGGCUCGCUGUCGAAAUCAUACCCAUUCUGCACCAGGUUAUCCCCGGUCUCAGCACCGGACACUUCUGGCCCACGUGAGUGCGGGACAGAUAUACAUACUCGCACAGGUUUUGGAAAUUAAUGAGCCACUGUGGCUGGUUGGUUGUACGCAGUAGGUGCCGCGAUGGAUAGACAUAGACAUUGUCUCGGGGAUAAUUCGUGUACACAACUUUUUGCGACAAGGCGAUGCGAUACGAUGCUAUGCGGGAAGCGGUGGUGGUUAUGUUUCUUUGGCUUGUCUUACACACUUACACACACCCCGAUACGAUUGAGCGGCUGGGUGCGUCAGGAUACUUUUGCCCCUUUUCUUCCUCCUCUUAUUCUGCUUCUUCUUGGGUAGGGCUUGGUGGUUUCGUUUCAUGUGUAUAUAUGUUAGUAUAUAUACCUAGGUAUAUAUUAUAUUAUAUUAUAUACUUUUAUGGGUA